This is a messenger RNA of Bubalus bubalis (water buffalo), 666 nucleotides long. It is a transcript of the gene MRLN, whose product is annotated as myoregulin. The transcript is spliced from 3 exons. NCBI's taxonomy places the organism in Eukaryota, Metazoa, Chordata, Mammalia, Artiodactyla, Bovidae. The record is from RefSeq and is a predicted model, not a curated record. Bases 313 to 600 code for a protein of 95 amino acids.
GAACUUUUAGCACCUUUGACACGAGUACUGAUUGUGGAGGGGCCCACCCCUACUCAUGGGUUAUUUGCACUCCUCUGUGGGCCUAAGGGUAUUUUUGUCAUCAUUUAUCCCACCUGUGUCUGUCUGUUCCUCCCCACUCGCCUCCUCCCGUGACAGCCUGGCUCAUGUUUCUCAGCAAAGCGCUAAGCCAGUUAUUAAUAACAGCCCAGCGAGUCUCCCGAGCCACCUAGGAGCAGAUGGUGUUUUUCACAAAAGAGAGAGAUCAUCUCCUUGACUUUGGACUUCGCUUAUCGAACCCCUGAACAGUUUUUAAUGUGCUUUGACCCAGGAACCAAGCUUGCUAAGAGACCACCUGUUCUGAAUGCACUUUGUCCCAGGAAGAGCAGCUGGAGAGAAAACCGAGGAGCAGCAUUAUCUGCCAUUACCUGGAUUAAAUCAGGAAGCAGAAGCAUUUUGGAUAUGACGUGUAAAAAUUGGAUAUUAAUUUCUACUACUACCCCCACAAGUCUAGAAGAUGAAAUUGUGGGAAGACUUCUAAAAAUUUUGUUUGUAAUCUUUGUUGACUUCCUGUCUAUUAUAUAUGUUGUUAUAACUUCUUAGAAAACUGAUUUCCUUUACUUUGUGAAUUUCAUAUUGAACUCCAGUGAAUAAAAUUUUAUAGUUUAA